This is a messenger RNA of Brassica rapa (field mustard), 1458 nucleotides long. Its product is annotated as inorganic pyrophosphatase 1. Gene Ontology annotation, molecular function: phosphatase activity. The record is from RefSeq and is a predicted model, not a curated record. NCBI's taxonomy places the organism in Eukaryota, Viridiplantae, Streptophyta, Magnoliopsida, Brassicales, Brassicaceae.
CGAAUAUUCUUCUCUUAUUCCCGCGUUACCUCCUCGUCUUAAUGAAACCCACCCAGAAACAUCUAAAAAGGCAAAAUCAAAAACAAAAGCUCUCAUAACCGUUGGAUCACUCUAAAAGACCCAUGUUUGACCAUAAACGUCAUCCAAUCCAACGGUUCACAAACAAAAAGAAAAUAAGAUUCUAAUUUUGUGUUCUUCCUCCUUUUAUUUUCACCCUUGAGGUAAUAUUCCAAUGGCAUCUCCUAGAAAAUCCUUCAUUGUUUUGUAUAAAUACCAAACCACAUUUCUCUUCUCCUCCAUCCACAAACCAACGAACUCAAAACAUCCAAUCAAAUCUAAAACUCAGAUUAUCUCGAGAAAUAUUCGUGAGACAUGGCUUACAAUAGCAAUAACAAGAACAACAUUGUCGUUGUGUUCGACUUCGACAAGACAAUCAUCGACGUUGAUAGCGACAAUUGGGUGGUCGAUGGACUUGGCUUCACUGAUUUGUUCAAUCAACUCCUCCCUACCAUGCCUUGGAACUCACUCAUGGACCGUAUGAUGAAGGAUAUUCAUGAUCAAGGCAAAACCAUUGAAGAGAUCAAAGAAGUUCUCAAAACAAUCCCUAUCCACCCACGAGUCGUCCCUGCCAUCAAAUCUGCACAUGCUUUAGGGUGUGAGCUUAGGAUAGUGAGCGACGCCAACAUGUUCUUCAUCGAAACCAUCGUUGAGCAUCUCGGGAUUAGUGAAUACUUCUCUGAGAUCAACUCGAACCCAGGGUUCGUCGAUGAGCAUGACACGUUGAGAAUUUCUCCUUACCAUGAUUUCACCAACUCGUCCCAUGGUUGCUCUCAUCGCACGUGCCCUCCUAACAUGUGCAAGGGCUUGAUCAUUGAGAGGAUUCAAGAAUCUCUAGCUAAAGAAGGGAAGAAGAAGAUGGUCUAUUUAGGAGAUGGAGCUGGUGAUUACUGUCCAAGUUUAAAGCUAAAAGCUGAAGAUUACGCGAUGCCCCGUAAGAAUUUCCCGGUUUGGGAUCUGAUUAGUCAAAAUCCUAUGCUGGUUAAAGCAGCGAUCAGAGAAUGGACUGAUGGUGAAAGCUUGGAGAGGAUAUUGCUGGGAACCAUCGAGGAGAUUCUAUUGGAGGAAGAGAACGAGAAGAAGAUGUUGACUAGUGCGGAGAAUAACUGCAAGAUGCAGACCAUCUCUGUCGGGAUUAAUGUUCAUCAUGAGCCAAUAAUGCCCCGUGCUCUUCGAGUUUCUCAGUCUGGUUAAUUAAUUAGGUGGUUUGAUAUAACUGAUGAAGAAGAAUAUUAUAUGUGGUGACUUUAUAAUUAUAAACAAUAUAUAUGACGAUGAAGUUGUAUGAUUGUGAUUUUGUUUUUAACAAGUAUUUGCCUUGGUCUUUGCUGUUUUGUCAUAAAUUUAUCAAAUGUAUUUUUGUCUUGUCCUAAAAAUAGUACAUUAUGAUGAUUUUUAUCA